This is a messenger RNA of Alternaria alternata, 1057 nucleotides long. RefSeq lists its product as hypothetical. Bases 1 to 732 code for a protein of 243 amino acids. Lineage: Eukaryota; Fungi; Ascomycota; Dothideomycetes; Pleosporales; Pleosporaceae. Gene Ontology annotation, molecular function: GTP binding. The record is from RefSeq and is a predicted model, not a curated record. The transcript is spliced from 4 exons.
AUGAGCAGCCAUCCUCUCAUUGCAGUUAUUGGGGUGAAUGGCGCUGGAAAAUCGACAUUCAUCAACGUCGCAUCCGGCAGGAAUGAUCUUGGAGUGGGACAUGGUAUUGAAGCAUGCACGCAGGACAUAACACCGAAAUCUGUUUUAGUCGACAAUGCAUGGGUUAAUCUUAUCGACACACCAGGCUGGGACGACACAUACCGUACUGACACAGAUAUACUCACUCUUAUAGGAGAUUAUGUGGGGAGGAUGUUUAGCGCCGGUCAGCUGUUGCAGGGCGUGAUUCUCCUUCAGCUGGUGGAUGGCACACGCGUAUACGGCACCGAACGCAGGCGGAACAGAUUAUACGAGAGAAUCUGUGGAAUGGAUGCGUAUCGUAAUAUCGUGGUUGCUACCACGAUGUGGAGUACCGUGGUUGACCAAGCCGCUGCUGACCAACGCGUUCAGCAAAGGAUUGAAUCACCAGAGUUUUGGGAUUCUAUGGUCCAGGGCGGUCCUUUCGCAACAAGCCCGCCCCCUUCAGCUCCAAACAGAGCUUAUAUCAAGGCCAUGAUAUUAAGAGACACGAGCCGUAUAACGGAGCUGGAAGAGGAACUUCGGAGGACUGCUGCAGACAAUGCUGCCAUGAGAGCUAGGCUGGAGGGAGAUCUUAACGAUCUCAUCGAGAAGCUGAAAAAGGCGGAAGAUGAUAUCGAGAGACUCAAGCAACGAAGGAGAUGUGUGAUCUUGUAAAUCACGAUCGAUCGAUCAUGGGUGAGACGGAACAAUGUUGGCAAGAAACAAUGAGGAGGUACACGCGCCUUUAGCUCAAGAUACUACUCGUGUCUCUUCUAGAUUCUAUAUCGAACCCGUGCUUUGAUGGGUGGGAUAAUUGUAUAGUUUCUGGUGAUUUGCUGGAGCGUCCCGAAUGCAAGGGCGUGCACUUCCGUGGUAUCGUGAGCAGCGCUACUCCGAGGCACAUGAUGCUGUGCGCUCUUUCCAGACCAUGCCUUCUUUCAGCUCCAAGCUAUACAAGCCGCCAUGUGUAGAUUGCUCAGCCAGAGUUUAAUGAUGAGCG